GCGCUGUGAUCCACACACGCACAUACCGUACUUACCCCUUUAAAAGUCUACAUGUAAACCACUUGCAGCGCCCAACUUAACUUCCUAGCUACUUGUCCCAUUGUUACUUCCACUCUUUCAUCGCCUUCCCUUCAUCUUCAUCUCUCUCUUCCAUUAAUUUGGUCUUGUGAACAUGAAAUCAAUCUUAAUAAGGGUUCUAGCUUUGCUCAUUUCUGCACUAAUAUCAAUUGGCUCGCCGCCAGCUCUUGUGUCUGCAGCAACCCUCGCACCCGAUGAAGUUUCGGUGAAUUCAAUCAUUUGUUUGAGUUUCUGUUCAAUAUGCAGUGGACGCUUUGAAGCAAAUUAAGACGUGUUUGCAGAAGGAGGAUUGGGAUUUCAGUGUGGAUCCAUGCAGUGGAGAGAAGGGCUGGGUCACCCGAAAUCCAGUUCCAGGGUCUGAGACUGAGAAUGCAGUCACCUGUGAUUGCUCCUUCAACGACAACACCGUUUGCCAUGUCACUAGCAUAGUUCUCAGAUCCCAGAGUCUCGCUGGGAUGCUUCCACCAGAUUUGGUCGGACUGCCUUACCUCAAAGAAAUUGAUCUCAGCCGCAACCACCUUGAAGGUUUCAUCCCUGAACCAUGGGGCAGAAUGAAACUAGUAAACAUCUCCGUCAUUGUAAACAAGCUAACCGGUUCAAUUCCAAAGGAACUUGGAAACAUCAGCACACUUGCAAAUCUAGCUUUGGAGUCCAAUCAGCUGUCAGGAGCCAUUCCUCCCGAGAUUGGGAAUCUUUCUCACUUAGAGAAACUGCAUUUGAGUUCAAACAAUUUCACUGGGGAGCUGCCUCGAGAACUCGCAAAGCUGACCAACUUGAAGGACUUUCGGAUUAGUGACAACAAUUUCACCGGAAAGAUACCUGAUUUCAUCCAGAACUGGACAAAUCUUCAAAAGAUAGUGAUGCAUGCUAGUGGUUUGGAAGGUCCAAUUCCUCCUGGGAUUGCUCUUUUGACCCAAGUGUCUGACUUGAGAAUCAGUGACUUACAUGGACCCCAAUCAUCUUUUCCACAACUUAAUAAUAUGUCAAGCUUGAAGUAUCUGAUAUUGCGGAGUUGCAAUCUUAAUGGAUCCUUACCUAAAUAUCUUGGGACGAUGGAAAAUUUGAAGACUUUGGACCUCAGUUUCAACAAGUUAAGUGGAGAAAUUCCAAGCAGCUUCAGUAGCCUGGAAAAAAUAGAUAACAUCUACUUAACUGGAAACUUACUAAGUGGACCUGUGCCUGAUUGGAUGCUGAAGGGAGCGAAUGUUGAUCUUUCACUUAACAACUUUAGCUCAGGCUCCCAAGCUUGUCAACAAAAUAACACGAACUUGUUUGGAAGCUCUUUGAAUGAUAGCACUGGAAUUUCAUUGUGCUUGAUGAGCACUCAGUGCAAACAAACUUGGUCUUCCUUCCACAUAAACUGUGGUGGCAAUAAAGUAAAUGUUGACAGUGGCACCAACUAUGAAGCUGAUACUACAGACCUAGAUGGGAGUUCAAGGUUCUCCGGACGUGGAAGUAACUGGGCAUUUAGUAGUACAGGUUACUUCAUGGAUGACGAUCGCAAUUCAAAAUCCUUUAUUCAGAGAAAUACUACAAGGCUCUCUGUGAAUGAUUCCGAGUUGUACAUGGAUGCACGACUUUCUCCCCUGUCUCUGGUCUAUUACGGGUUCUGUCUGCGGAAUGAAACCUACAAAGUGAGACUUCACUUUGCAGAAAUCAUGUUUACUGAUGGCAAGAACUAUAGCAGCCUUGGAAGGCGUGUAUUUGAUGUUUACAUUCAGGGAAAGUUGGUGGAAAAGGAUUUCAACAUUGUGGAUAGAGCGGGUGGGGCUGGUAAGAGUAUCGCAAUGCCAUACAAGGCAACUGUGACCAGUGGCACACUGGAAAUCCGCUUUUAUUGGGCUGGAAGAGGGACAACUGCUGUCCCUGUUGGAGGAGUAUAUGGUCCUCUCAUUUCAGCUAUAUCAGUGGAUCCUGAUUCUAUCCCACCAUCAGGUGGAAAUAUUAUGUCCACUGGUGCAGUGGUUGGGGUUGUGGCAGCUGCAGCUUUUGCUAUUAUCUUGCUUCUAGUUAUCCUUUGGUGGAGAGGCUGCCUAGGAUGCAAAGAUACAAUGGAUGAAGAUCUAAAGGGUUUAGACCUGCAAACUGGUUCAUUCACUUUGAGGCAAAUUAAAGCUGCCACAAAUAACUUUGAUGCUGCUAAUAAGAUUGGUGAAGGUGGUUUUGGUUCUGUCUACAAGGGAGUUCUAAGAGAUGGCACCAUAAUUGCUGUAAAGCAACUAUCUUCCAAAUCAAAGCAAGGGAACCGCGAGUUUGUUAACGAAAUAGGGAUGAUCUCUGCUUUACAACACCCUCAUCUUGUAAAAUUGUAUGGGUGUUGCAUUGCAGGGAGUCAAUUGUUUCUAGUGUACGAGUACAUGGAAAAUAAUAGUCUUGCUCGUGCUUUGUUUGGCCCAAAAGAACUACAGUUGAAAUUGGAUUGGCCAACAAGGUACAAGAUAUGCAUUGGUAUAGCCCGAGCUUUGGCUUUUCUCCAUGAAGAAUCUAGACUUAAGAUCGUUCAUAGAGACAUCAAGACCACUAACGUGCUGCUUGACAAGAAUCUUAAGUCUAAGAUAUCAGAUUUUGGUUUGGCAAAACUUGAUGAUGAGGAUCAUACCCAUAUAAGCACUCGAAUUGCAGGAACUUAUGGAUACAUGGCACCAGAAUAUGCACUCCAUGGUUACUUGACUGACAAAGCAGAUGUAUAUAGCUUUGGAAUUGUUGCACUGGAAUUAGUCAGUGGGAGAAGUAACGCUAGUUUCAAGCCAAAGGAACCCUGCUUUAAUCUUCUUGAUAGGGCAAUUGAACUAAAGGGAGAGGGGAAACUGAUGGAGCUAAUGGAUCCCAAGUUGGGAUCAGACUUCAACAAAGACGAGGCGAUGGUGAUGAUUAAUGUAGCUCUUCUGUGCACUAAUAUCGCUCCAUCAGCUAGGCCUGCUAUGUCUUUAGCUCUAAGCAUGCUUGAAGGCAGAACAAUAGUUAUUAAGGAACCAGUCUCAGAUAGAACCGACUCAAUUUAUGGCCAAAUGAAGGUGAAGGGAGAAAUGGACGACAGGAAACUCAGCAAUGAAGGAAAGAUGACAGAUGGCCAAGUCAAUAGCAUAUCACUUGACGGGUCAUUUAUUGCUUCUUCCAUGUCUGUUGGCGAUCUCUACCCGGCCAAUUUGGAUUCUGACUACUGGGAGAAGAGAGACUAGAAGCAAACAAGAAAUGUUGCAUAUCAUCUUGGCAGGUUGGCCAUUUUUUCGCAACGGCUGAAUGCAUAAUGUCCCCAGAAAAUGGUAAGAAAGAAUUUGCAGCAAAAGGACAUCCAUCUCUUUCCUUAUAAUUUUCUUUCCCAGUGUGUUUGAGUAGAAAAUUCCAGUCUUUAUAUAGAUGUUAGAUACUUUGGUUAUUGAGGAUGCUUUCUGUCAUCCUCUUUUAUUUGUGUCAAGAACAUUGUUCGUGGAAGCCAUUCUAUAUCUUAUACCAUCUUGCUGCUAAAAUCUAUUUAUGA
Messenger RNA from Diospyros lotus (date-plum), 3556 nucleotides. RefSeq names its product probable leucine-rich repeat receptor-like serine/threonine-protein kinase At3g14840. The transcript is spliced from 25 exons. The record is from RefSeq and is a predicted model, not a curated record. Gene Ontology annotation, molecular function: protein kinase activity; ATP binding; protein binding. Bases 534 to 3257 code for a protein of 907 amino acids. Gene Ontology annotation, biological process: protein phosphorylation. Lineage: Eukaryota; Viridiplantae; Streptophyta; Magnoliopsida; Ericales; Ebenaceae.